Messenger RNA from Phytophthora nicotianae INRA-310, 1591 nucleotides. RefSeq lists its product as hypothetical. The record is from RefSeq and is a predicted model, not a curated record. The transcript has a single exon. Lineage: Eukaryota; Oomycota; Peronosporomycetes; Peronosporales; Peronosporaceae. The coding region runs from base 268 to 1515 and encodes 415 amino acids.
UGAACCCCUUGAGGCUGUCCAAGCCAUUUCGCAUACCACCACCGACAAAACUUGUUGCCAUUGAAGGUACCAACCUCGUCGAGUGGGUGGAAAGAGGAAUCCGAAGAUGCCAUCUGCCACCCGCCACGCACUGGAACGAAGCAGUAAUAUGGCCACAACCCAUUCUCCGCUCAGUUUCCAGCGUCGAGACCGAGCAUAUUAGUCGUGCAUUCUACCCCAUUCGUUCAUUUACACUGUUGGACGCAGCACCACGACAAUCUGAGUACUAUGAAGCACGAAGGGAUACACGACCAACCGGAAGCUCUAUCGUCUGAAGAGACCUCAGCCCUUCUGAGUAUGAGCGACUCGUUCGUUCAAGAAGCCGUGCACAUGUCAAGGCACUACGUCGGCUGUUCACGCCAUCCGUCGGCAAUCGACGCCACCCGAUGGAAACGAGUAGCACAUGUCCGCGACCUCGCAAUGUACAAGGAGCGUCGAGCUCGCUGGAGACUCGGUAGCAAACGCAAACUUGGCUCGCGGUUGGCAGAUAACGACUAUGAAGACGACACUACCAGAUUGCUACCUGCUACGUUAAUGAUCGGUAGGUUCCCUGGUGACUUGGAAUCCGUCAUGCUUGGACUACAAAGCUCAACCGAAGAUGCCACUAGACUACGCGCGUCGUACAUAGCUGACGGUGUCGUGGACGAGAAACUGUUAGCGCCGCUGGAAUCACCCAGCUACGACAACCCACUACGUUCGUGUACUUUGAAAUGGCGUGGGCUACGCAGCGGAACUACAGCAGCUAAAGUGGCAACAGGGCAGUUCUUCAGCUCGCGUGCGAUUGAGACUUUGUACAUUGAGUCCACAGGUAUCACAGAGCUCGGUAAUGGAGAACGAGUCGGAUAUGAAUUGCUGCAAUCGGUGGAGGUGCCGGGGUUCGGUGGCUUUAGUAAGAACGGCAGACGGCAAGCUGUUAUCUCGUACUGCUACGUAUAUCGACAGCCAUCCCCCGACGUGAUGGAGGUGUUCAUGUUAGGUUCGACUUCUCGUGACGGUGUGUUGCUUGGCGGCGCUUUAGCCAAGAUGCACAGUCUGCAUCGUCUUGUACGCUGUGCUGAACGCAAGAAACUCGCGUGGCUCCUGAGUUCCAGUCAGCCGACACUCGCCAAUCCAAGAGCUGGUGGCUGUUGCGCUGAGUGUUUCCGCUCCUUUGGACGUUGGCCGCAUCGUGCUGAGCGCCAGUGUAGCGCCUGUGACGAACGUGUUUGUACAAGCUGCACGACUUACCGCCAAAUGCGCUUCGCUCUGCCAUUUCGUCGCAAAGUUACCCGCGCCAAGCUUGCCUUCUGUGGUCGCUGUCUCCAACGUGCUGAAGAGACGAGCCCUCUGACGAUAGCAGCGUUUGAAGCCAUGGAACAAGGUGAGGACUUCGACUUGGACACUUUUGACAGCUCCGCGCUGCCCUUUUCGCACUUGAAAUGGAGCAGCCAAUGCCUCGACGACGACGACUUGGCAAUGACCAUAUUGGGCGACUAAAAACUUGGCAUUUGACCCUCAUUGGAAAGGGGUCGAACAUCUAAAAAAUAAUAAACUCACAACAAAUUUUAUAUUA